AUGGCGGCCGAGACUGAAGGCAAGGCCAUAGGCAUCGACCUUGGCACAACCUAUAGCUGCGUUAGUGUGUGGCAAAACGACCGCGUUGAGAUCAUCGCCAACGACCAGGGCAACCUCACCACUCCCUCCUACGUGGCCUUCACAGACACCGAGCGGCUCAUCGGCGAUGCAGCGAAAACCCAAGUGGCCAUGAAUCCACAGAACAUCAUCUUCGAAGCCAAACAUCUCAUUGGAUGGCGAUUCUCCGACCCAUCAGUCCAAAGCGACAUGAAGCUCUGGCCUUUCAAGGUCAUCCCUGGUCCCGGCGACAAACCCAUGAUCAUCGUCAGGUACAAAGGCGAAGAAAAGACCUUUUCUGCGGAGGAGAUAUCUUCCAUGGUGCUGACGAAGAUGAGGGAGAUAGCUGAGGCUUAUUUGGGUCAGACCAUAAAGAACGCUGUGGUGACUGUCCCUGCUUAUUUCAACGACUCCCAGAGACAGGCUACCAAGGACGCCAGCGCUAUUUAUGGGCUCAACGUCAUGCGAAUUAUCAUCGAGCUCACCGCGGCCGCUAUAGCCUAUGGGCUGGACAAGAAGGCCUCGAGAAAAGAUUUUGAUAAUAGAAUGGUGAAUCACUUUGUGGCCAAGUUCAAGAGGAAGCAUAAGAAGGAUAUCAGUGGAAAUGCCAGAGCUUUGAGGAGGUUGAGGACGGCGUGUGAGAGGGCUAAGAGGACCCUGUCUUCGACCUCUCAGACCACAAUUGAGAUUGAUUCUUUGUACGAAGGGAUUGAUUUCUAUGCGACGAUUACAAGGGCCAGUCAGGUUCACGAUGUGGUUCUGGUUGGUGGGUCGACUAGAAUUCCCGAGGUUCAGCAACUUUUGCAGGAUUUUUUCAAUCGGAAAGAGCUGUGCAAGAGCAUAAACCCAGACGAAGCGGUUGCCUAUGGUGCUGCGGUUCAAGUUGCGAUCUUGAGCGGCGAAGGAGAUGAGAAAGUGCAGGACCUGUUAUUGCUCGAUGUCACGCCCCUCAGUCUUGGGCUUGAGACUGCUGGACAAGACUGCUGGAGUGAAGAACAAGAUCACCAUCACAACGAUAAGGGAAGGCUGAGCAAGGAAGAAAUAGAGAAGAUGGUGCAAGAUGCAGAGAAGUACAAGGCAGAGGACGAGGAGGUGAAGAAGAAAGUGGACGCCAAGAAUGCGUUGGAAAACUACGCAUAUAACAUGAGGAACACGGUGAAGGACGACAAGUUUGCAGGGAAAUUGGACCCUGCGGACAAGGAGAAGAUCGAGAAGGCAGUGGAGGAUGCCAUUAAUUGGCUGGAGAGGAACCAGUUGGCUAAGGUUGAUGAGUUGGAGGAUAAGUUGAAGGAGUUGGAGGGGUUAUGCAAUCCAAUAAUUGCUAAGAUGUACCAGGGUGGUGGUGGUGCUGGAGGCAUGCCACCUAUGGGGGAUGAUGCCAUGUCUGGUGGUGCUUCUACUAGCUCUGCGACUGGACCUGGCCCUAAGAUUGAAGAAUUUGAUUAA
Messenger RNA from Prunus armeniaca (apricot), 1503 nucleotides. NCBI's taxonomy places the organism in Eukaryota, Viridiplantae, Streptophyta, Magnoliopsida, Rosales, Rosaceae. The record is from the annotation of a GenBank genome assembly.